Molecule: messenger RNA, 3487 nt
Organism: Patella vulgata (common limpet)
Lineage: Eukaryota; Metazoa; Mollusca; Gastropoda; Patellidae
Product: neuropilin-1a-like
Exons: 7
Coding region: 199-1104 (301 amino acids)
Source: RefSeq, a predicted model, not a curated record
UGUCGUUUAUAUAACGCUUUUGCACUUUGUCGCUAUGUAUGCACCACCUUUCUCGAAUAAAGUCACGCUCUGGUGGAUUUACGACCAAUAGAGUAUUGUCAUUCAAUCAGUUUAUUCACUUUAUUUAUAUACUGCUUACAGGAAUAUGCGUUGACUGUCAAACGGACAAGAUAUGACUGAUAAUUUACGUUUACAAAGAUGACGACGGCUGUAUUUUAUGUUUUGUUGAUAUUUAUCAGUAUAAUUAUAGGAAAUAGUGAGACAUGUUCUGUAGGGCGACCAUUGGAACUAACAGCUUCUUCGACUGCUCAGUAUUUUACUUCACCAAAUUAUCCGAGUAAAUAUAGAAAUGAUCAGUACUGUCAGUGGCGUAUAACUUCCGAUUAUAAAGUUAUUCGAUUUGAAGUGAUUGAUUCCGAUUUAGGGCCUAAACCUGCCUAUGAUAAAGAAGAUUAUGUCAAGGUCUAUGACGGUUAUAAUAGACAUGGAGACUUUUUGGGUAAACUGAACAGUAAUUAUACACCAACAUACUUUAGCUCUGGUUCCUAUCUUUAUAUUGAAUUUAGAUCCAAUGCGUAUGGUGUUUAUAAAGGGUUUAAAGUAAAAUAUUACACAAUGUCAGAUAUUGUACCAGAGGAAGGUAGCUCAUCAAAUGAACAUUAUAGGGAGUUAGGUGGAGUGCUCGGCUUCAUUACAAUGUUGUGUAUCUUUCUAUGUACAUUCAUGUGUAUUAUCUGGAGGAAGAGAAAAAUCAAAAUCCAGAGACAAUCAAGAUCAAACAGGCAAACUGUAGUUUUUAACACUUCCAAUAAUACCGUGCUUGUUGUUCCUCCAGUUUAUGACGCAAAUAAUACGUCAUCACCCCCACCAUACACCAGGGUAACUAAUCCAGAAUAUGAUAUCGCUGCACCUUCAUAUCCUGGAAACAUACCCUCAGUACCACCACCACCUUAUUCCGAAUUACCAGCCUAUGUAGACUCGACCAAUUAUGGAAUAUCUGAAACUAGAAGCUACCCAGAGCCAAAUCCGGUACCAGAACCACAACGGCAGAUAUCAAAGGAUCCACAACAGUUCCAAAUACGAAGGCGUAACAAUUCAAUUUAACCCAGUCCAUAGACAGUCAAGAAGACUUAGCUAUAGUUGACGAAAGGGAGGUGACAGACAUUGACAAUCAAAUCAAUCACCCAAAUUAUUCCACUUUACUAUAACUUAACAAUUCGUCAAGUUUUAUAUGAGUUUGUAAAUUAAAACAUAUUUUCCUUGAUUAUAUCAUCGAAAAUCCUCUAAAUCCAAAGAUAUGUUUUUAUGUAGAAAAUAUUAUUUAAAGAAAUUGUUGAAUACACUUAUUUGCGUAAUAGUUAACAUAUAAAUGUAAUUAUUCUCUUAGAGUUGGCAUGUAAAUAUUCCUCCAUCCGACGAUUUCAGAAUUUUUAAGGUCUGCUUUCUACAUAGAAACCUGCCCAUAUCUCUGUUAAAUGCCUAUAUAACUGCAGUAUAUGAUGAAUUUCAUUCCAACAUAACUAUUUGACUUUAUCAAACACAAUAUUGUUGAAUUCGGCUAUUUGCAUAAUAGUGAAGGUGUAAAUUUAAAUAUUUUGAAAGAAAUCGCAUGUUUAAAUACUUCUUCGCCCGAAAUUUUCGGAAUUUAUCUGUCCGCUUUCUUAUAUUCAUUAAAGAUGCAUUAUGUAAGAGAUAAAUCUGUAAGAGAUGAAUUGUCACGUAUCCUCUUACAGUCCCAUAUAUCAACUUUGGGUCUUCGAAGGAAUUAUUAGUGAGCAGAAAUUCGGCCGUAUAUCCGUUAUCACUCGUCACAUCAGUCAGUUAUAUAGAGAGAUGACUCGUGUUUUCCUUUGGCGUUCGUCACUUCCGACUCAGGAAACCUGUAUUACUCAGCUAUCGUAGCAAUGAUCUCUGUGUUAAAAUUAUAUUUGGAAUGUGUUUAACCAGCUCUAUCACAUAUGUGAUAAUGACUGGCACCAAUAUUGUCCUUUAAAGAUAUAUGUAGGAUUUAUUCCCGCAUAAAUAUUUGACUUGCUUCUCAUAACUUGUUAUAAUUGUGUCAUGUGUUAUUCUAAAUGAUGACUUAUAGGGAUCAUAUUUAUUGUUUUGUACUAUGUUUCAAAAUUACUCUUGGAACAAACAUUAUGGAGUAUACUCUUUUAUAAUUACUAUUAUGGACAAAUCAACACAUUAAAUAGAAUCAAAUAGAAAUUUAUAUAUAUAUUUUAACUCAAAUCAUAGAAGUUGUGUCAUUUUUGUAUUUAAAGUAUAUUCAUUUUGUCGCCAGAUGAACCAAUGUAACUUGACUAAUGAUGAAAUAAUUUAUCGUUUUUAAAACGUAUGUAAUUUUGAACGUGUUGCUGUAGGGACAUUAGUAGUUUCAAGACGCAACAUUUGUGUUUUAGUGGUUUAAUUUAUUUAUAAAUUAUUUGUUAUUGUAUUUGUCUUGUUAUUUCGUUCAUAUUUAUUACAUAAUGUUUCAUUAUUGUUAUGCAGCCUUUGUAAAUUACAGUAUUACAAAUAUUAAAAACAUUAAUACACAUAAAGUUAACUAAGUAUAUAAUGAUAAACCUGUUUAUAUCGUUAGCUUUUAUAUUUGAUAAUUUUAUAUUUGAUAAUUAAUCGCCGGGGGUUUGUGGUUUAUUAGAUAUACCUCCCGUCUACUCAAUUAUGCAAAAGUCCUUCUUUGCUGGUUCAUUAAUGUGAAGGGGUUAAAAUUCAUGAUCACUAAAGGGAAAGUGCAUUAAACGGUAAAACCGCUAAAAAAAAUGAGUAGGCUUACUACUUCACUUUAAUAUUAUUAUAGGGAUGUAACGCACCACUUUUGAUUAUCCUCUAGGCACCACGUUUUGCACCAAAAUUCGCGUUCAACAGUAGGAACCGUAGAACGUUAAACUCCAUCUCAUUUUCUUCUUUUGCAUAAAAGCAGGAUGUUAAGCCAGAUUUCAUUUAUGUAAUUUGUAAAUAAUGUUUAUACAAUUGCAUUUGUAAUUUGUAAGUAUUGCAUAUAUACAGUCUCUAAUUGUAACAUGCUUAAGGGUGAAUCUUGCGUUUUAAUUGGUCAAUUGGACACUGUCGAUUGGACAAUAACACCUCUCUGUUUUAGUAAGACGAAUAACUGUAUAAAUAUUACAGUGUACUUUUUUCAUUUUUGUGCUCAAGGAUCUGUUUUAUUUUGAGAACUUUAACGGUUGAGCCAGAGGUGUAAACGGUCGUAUCGUCAGCAAAGAAGUCAGUUUAGAGGAGGGAUUUAAUGGCAAGUCAUUAAUGGAAAUAUUGAACAAGAGGGGGCCUAAUAUUGAUCCUUGAGGUCCACUGUAAUGAGUGGGCUUAGAGCAGAUAGUUCGCCAUCAACAAAAGUACACUAAUUUCUGUUUUUCAAGUAUGAUUCUAAGAAUUGUAAUGGGUUUUGAGCUUUAAAUAUCUGCAUUUCGUCAAUAAAAUGUCAUGAUAGACCAGAACAAAUACUUUUUUAAGUCAGAAAAUA